CGCUGUGAUUGGUCGAAUUGUACCUUGGGAUCGGUCACCAUUGAAAUAUCCUUCUCCUCGGAGCUGAUUGCCAUGCAGGGUGUCCUGCGCCGGUUCCUUCGCCGCGAAGCGUCGUCCGUGUCGACCACCGUAGCACAUGCCUUGCCUCGAUGGCAGCAACAUGCGUUGCGGCCGCGGGUGAUGGGAUUCCGCCAAACCCGACACAAGUCAUCGCUACCCGUACUGCACACUGUUUCUGCCACCACCGACGACGACGAGUAUGACAGCGGCGACGAGUUUGAGUCGUUGACGAAAGCCGACUGGUUAGAACGUGCGCUCAACUUGACGCCGGCAGAGCGCCGGCUCAAGUUUAGCAAGACGAACCAGCCAACCUUGGGCCACCGACCAACGCAUGAGAUCGCGCCCGUGGUGCUCGAACACGGCCCUGGCUUUUCGCUAGACCUGUCCGCGUACGACGAGAUGAAACCCAGCGCGGUCGAACGCCAGACGCGCCUCGGCGACAUGACCACUGAGGAGAUUGAUGCGUGGCUCGAAGGCUUUGACAUUCCCGACGAAGCGGCGAAGCUCAACAAGUCGCCCGCCGAAGUCCGGCACUUGUACGCCAAGCAGCUCCGCCUUGAACAAGCGAUAUACGAAUUGUCGCUGGAAAAGCUGCAAAAAACGACCCAAAACGUUGCCGAACUGUCGAAAGGCGCCGAAGUCGGGACGGCCAAGGCGUACAUGGCCAAGUGGGAUGGCCCGAUGGUGAAGGCGAUUCAACAGCUCAAGAUUGACAUCGCGGACGAUGACAACACCGACUACAUCGUGGAUGGCAAGCUGUUUGGGCCCAUUUUGUUUUUGCUGCCGGCCGAAGUCCUCGCACAGAUUGUGAUCAAGACUGCGCUCAACCACGUGCUGCUCGAAGUCGACGGCGUCAAGUUUAUCAAGAUUACGCUCGGCCUGGGCAAGGAAAUUCAGGACGCGAUCAUUGAACAGCGCAACAAACUCAAUAAACCUACUUCGUUCCAUCACGGCGGUGGCUUCCAAAAGCCGUUCGACCGCAACGCUCCGAAGCGCGUCGCGUCGGAGGAAGACAAGCUCAAGUUCUUCUCCAAGCUGUUCAAGACGCUGAAAAAGCCCAUGAUCGACAAGUCGCUCAAGUACUUUGACGAAGCAGGGUCGUGGAGCAAAGAAAUCCAGCUCAAACUCGGGUCGGCCUUGCUUGAUCUGCUCGAGAACAACUGCUAUGAAGACGGCGGUGACGACGACAGCCAAGUUCUAACGCACCGCGAACGUGCAACGUCCCAUCUCCAGACCGAAUUUCCCGUCCCGCAAAAGCGCCACAAGGCGUUUUUGCACUCUGUCAAGUACGAAAACAAUCGCCGGUAUGGCAUCAUUCAGUGCAGCCCUGCCGUGUACAAGCGCAUCAUGGACGGCGACGUGUUUCUGCCUGGGUUUGCCCGCUACCUCCCCAUGGUGGUGCCCCCGAAACAUUGGCAAGGCGUGGAAAACGGCGGGUACUUGACGAUUCCGACCAAGAUCAUGCGCCAUCGCGACUCGGGCAAGUGGCAGCUCCAGUGCGCCGCCCGUGGGGAGAUGACCGACGUGAUUCGGUCGCUCAACCUGCUCGCGGACAUUCCGUGGGUGAUCAACAAGGAAGUGUUGCAGGUUGUGAUGGACGUGUGGAAGUCUGGCGGCGACUUUGGCGACUUGCCGCCGCGACGCGACCUCCCGAUGCCCGCGGAGCCCGUCCUCGAGUCGUACAUGCACAUUCCGAACGAAGCCGAGCGCGACGCCAAGUUCAAGGAGGACAUGGACACGUACUGCAAAACGGUCCGCAAGGUCGAGAAGAAGAACCGCGAGUACAAUUCGCUCCGGUGCGAUACCGUGUACAAGCUCCAAGUGGCCGAGGAGUUCCAGCACGAAGAAGCGAUUUACUUUCCGUACAACAUGGACUUUCGUGGACGCGUGUACCCGAUCCCGCCCAACUUGAACCAUCUUGGCAGCGACAUGUCCCGCGCCCUUCUCAUCUUCAAAGACAAGAAGCCACUUGGUCCGGACGGUCUGUACUGGCUCAAGGUCCACCUCGCGGGGCUGUACGGGAUCGACAAAUGCUCGUUUGACGACCGCGUCAAAUUCGUCGACGAGCACAUCCCACAGAUCCUGGCGAGUGCCGCCGACCCCCUUGGAGAGUCGGAAGACGCGCGGUGGUGGCAGCAGGCGGAAGCGCCGUUCCUCACCUUGGGCGUUGUGUUUGAACUGGCGCGCGCGAUUCAGUCCCCCAACCCGGAGGAGUACUUGAGUAAUGUCCCGGUCCACAUGGACGGGUCGUGCAAUGGACUCCAGCAUUAUGCUGCGCUCGGUCGUGACCAAGCCGGUGCCGAGCAAGUGAAUUUGGUCAAGGCGGACAAACCCCAGGACGUGUACACGGGCGUCGCGUCCCGCGUGAUUGAGCAGAUGGAGCGCGAUGCCGCCGUCCCUCUCUGCACGUUCGAAGAGUGCCUUGCCAAGGUGCGUGAAACCAAGAGCCACGAAUGGGCCGCACUUGUCGCCGCGCACGAAACGUACUUGGCCGCCGAAGCCGACUACAAUAAAAAGUGCCACAGCCGCAAGCGCGGCGAACGCAUCGGCCACAAGCCCAAGCCCGUUGCGCGGCCAGACGAAGACGAAUACUUCAAACGACAAGCACUGUACCUGCAGCAAGAAAUCGCAACAAACAAAGAGUAUGCCAAUAUGCUCCUGAACCACAUCAGCCGAAAGGUCGUCAAGCAGACCGUCAUGACGUCCGUGUACGGUGUGACAGCGAUCGGUGCGAGGCGGCAGAUCCAAACGCGUCUGGAAGAAAUUUUCCUCCUUCAAGGGCGCGACAUGGACGACGAGCUGGAGGAAAAGAUUUACCUGGCCGCCAAGUACGCGUCCGACUUGACCAUGGGAAGCAUGACCAACUUGUUUGCGGCCGCCCGCCAAAUCAUGACGUGGCUAUCGGAUUGCACGCAAAAGGUGGCGGAAGAAGGCCAAAUGAUGAGUUGGAUCACGCCACUUGGUCUCCCCGUGACGCAGCCGUACCGCCUGGACGCGUCCAAGCUUGUGCGGACGUCGAAGCAGCAUGUCGUGCUGACGCUCCCCGACUCGCGCAAGGUCAGCGUCGGCAAGCAGAAGACGGCAUUUCCCCCCAAUUACGUGCACUCGCUGGACUCGACGCACAUGAUGAUGACUGCCCUCAAGGUGAUUGGCGAAGACAACCUCGAAUUUGCCGCCGUCCACGACAGCUACUGGACCCACGCGUGCUCGGUGCCCCAGAUGAACCGCCGCCUCCGCGAAGAAUUUGUCGCAUUGUACUCGCAGCCGCUUCUCGCCGACCUCCGCGAACAGUUGGUCUUGCGCUUCCCUAACCAGCAAUUCCCCGACAUUCCCAAGACCGGCGACCUCAACUUGGAAGACGUGCUCGAGAGCCCCUACUUUUUCAACUAAGAGCCGACUCACCCUCGUCUCCCUCUAUUUAACAAGAAUUUUCCCACAUCAAACCA
Molecule: messenger RNA, 3506 nt
Organism: Aphanomyces invadans
Lineage: Eukaryota; Oomycota; Saprolegniomycetes; Saprolegniales; Verrucalvaceae
Exons: 3
Coding region: 73-3450 (1125 amino acids)
Biological process (GO): mitochondrial transcription
Cellular component (GO): mitochondrial DNA-directed RNA polymerase complex
Molecular function (GO): DNA binding; DNA-directed RNA polymerase activity
Source: RefSeq, a predicted model, not a curated record